Molecule: messenger RNA, 3285 nt
Organism: Vespa crabro (European hornet)
Lineage: Eukaryota; Metazoa; Arthropoda; Insecta; Hymenoptera; Vespidae
Product: palmitoyltransferase ZDHHC3
Exons: 7
Coding region: 285-1163 (292 amino acids)
Biological process (GO): protein targeting to membrane; peptidyl-L-cysteine S-palmitoylation
Cellular component (GO): endoplasmic reticulum; Golgi apparatus
Molecular function (GO): protein-cysteine S-palmitoyltransferase activity
Source: RefSeq, a predicted model, not a curated record
GACCCUUCGUCUCGUCAUAUUCCAUGUAUUUUACUUUUAAGUGGUUGAUGGCGUUUAUAACGGUGAAGGGAAAACGAUAGUGAUCGUUAUUAUAAAUUCAUUGUUACAUAACGUAAACGGGUAGAAAAAGGAUGAGGGAAAAAAUCAAAGAAUCCAUUUCCUUUCGGAUCUUGAAAAAAUUUGUCAAGCAAUGAUGUCAUUCAUUUUUUAGUUAUGGCUUUUUCUUCUAUAUUAAAGUAUUAUAUCGGUACUUUUUUACAAGUGGAACAAAGUUUGCCGCUUUAAUGGACUUUUCAAUUAUGGUUUAUGAUUACGUAGCCUUCCAUAGGGAGAAAGGUAUACAUAAUAAGUGUUGCGGUGGAAAGUUUUGGUGCAUCAAGGAUAUUUGUGGAAUUAUAUGUGCGGUCCUGACAUGGCUGCUAAUAAUUUAUGCGGAAUUUGUAGUUAUGGCUGUUAUCCUUAUUCCUUCUAUAAAUACUUUAUAUUCAGGCCUAAACAUGGCAGUGUUUCAAUCCUUAGCAUUUUUGGCAUUUGCUUCUCAUUUAAGGACAAUGUUUACAGAUCCAGGUGCUGUACCAAAGGGUAAUGCGACAAAAAAAAUGAUACAACAAAUGGGAUUCCGGGAAGGUCAAGUUAUCUUUAAAUGUCCAAAAUGUUGUUCUAUAAAGCCGGAUAGAGCUCAUCAUUGUUCGGUUUGUCAAAGAUGUAUUAGGAAAAUGGAUCAUCAUUGUCCAUGGGUUAACAACUGUGUCGGCGAAAAUAAUCAAAAAUACUUUGUAUUGUUCACUUUUUACAUAGCAGGUAUAUCCCUACAGUCUCUUCUUUUGUGCAUACAACAAUUUACAACGUGCGUGAGGCAAGAAUGGAGAGAAUGUUCGACGUUUAGUCCACCUGCGACCGUUGUCCUUUUACUAUUUCUAGCAUUCGAAGCACUUUUAUUUGCCAUUUUUACAGCUGUAAUGUUGGGAUCGCAACUGCAGGCUAUUUGGAAUGAUGAAACUGGUAUAGAACAACUUAAAAAGGAGGAAGCACGAUGGGUUCGUAAUAGCAGAUGGAAAUCCAUACAGGCCGUUUUUGGUAGAUUUUCUAUUGCUUGGUUUUCUCCCUUUACUUCUCCUCCGAAUGCAAAAAAGAAGUUAGAUGCCUAUUUAUAUACUGUAUAAGUUAUUUGGAUAUGUGAUUGUGACACAAAUAUUUAAUACAUGUAAAUAUAAGGUAAAUAUGACACAUUGUAUCGAAUGCAUGCUUGUGUAUCCGCGCAUACACAAUAUCUCUCUUUCAAUAUAUACAUAUAUAUUGAAUAAUCUUCAAUGUAUGCAUAUGUGUGUAUGUAUACAUGUUUAUGUAUACAUAUACGUACAUUACAUAUAUAUAUAUAUGUGUAUAUAUAUAUAUAUAUAUAUAUAUAUAUAUAUAUAUAUAUAUAUAAAACGUGUAAACGCAAAUGUACUGUGUAUGCACAAGCAGAAAAUGUAAUGAUGCUGUUUUCCAAAAUAUCAUAUAUACAAGUAGCAAUGAAAAAUACAUAUUAACGAUAACAUUCCUCCAAGAAGCUAUUAGUAGUUACUUCACAACAAUUUUGGGAGAACCUUUCCAGAAUAGUUCCAUUGGAACAUACUCGAUCUAUGGGAUAUUAGUCAGUACAUUGUAAGAUUAAUUUGCAAAUUUCGUAAAAAAUUGUUUAGUUAUAUUUUUUUAUUUAUUACAAAAUGCAAUGCGAGAAUUCGUACAGAUUAAAAGUGUAAUAAUAAAUGGUGAUAACGUAAUAGUACAAGUACUUAAGAAGUAUAAUUUUUAAAUAUUUACAUAAACAUAAAAUUUACAUUUAUUCGUUGUCUAUUUAACAUAGAUUUUUAUAUACAUACGAAUCAUAUCUUUAUGCGCUUAUUUAUUUAAGCGCAGAUGAAAGUAUUUUAAAGAAAUUAUAUGAGAAUGACGAUCUGUUUAUUUGUUAUAUUAUUUGAUAUUUUAAUUUAACAUGAUUCGUUUAAUAAGACUUUUUCUAACUGAAGUAAGAGAAAAACUACCAAAUAAAAUUAUAUUUUUUCUUCUUUCAUAUUGCAUCUAAUGCAAGGCAAUCUUGCAUAUAUUAUAUAUCAAUGAAAAUGUUCGAUCUUAACGAAUGAAUAAUAUAUUUAAAUAUAUUUAAUAGUUCCCUAUCACAUCAUGCUACGAACGUAAAUUAUAACACGAGGGAAAUUAUUAAGUAUAACUUAUAGGAAUAAAAUAAUUAUUUCUUCUUUUUAUACGAGGAAUUCUCUCUCUCUCUCUCUCUCUCUCUCUCUCUCUCUCUCUCUCUCUCUCUCUCUCUCUCAAUAAAAAUUAUAUAUUCAAUAGGUCAGUGCUAUAUAUAUUACAUUUUUAUAUUUAGGAUCGAGACUUAUAAAUAUUUUCUGUUUGUUACAGUUUGCUUUACAGUGUCAUUUUAUCCGUAAUUAUGGUUAAGUUGCGAGGAUAGUAAAAGCAAUGAGUUAUUUUGACAUAUAUGUAUAUCGUAUUUAUGGCUUGGAAAUUAUUUUUGAAAAAUGAUUUGCUUAAUGCUUUUAAAUAAUAUUGAAUAUAAAGUUUAAUUACAGAUUUAAGAAAUUAAUAUAACUCUUUUAUUUACAAUAGGUGAACAAGACGGAAAUGAUAAUAUAUAGAUAAUGAUAAUGUUCGAACAUUAUUCGAAGGACUGGUUGCAAAAAUGGUACAUGUACACUAUAUUUAUAUUUGAUUCAAAAUUGUUUAGAAUCGUUUAUGAAUAACUAGAAAGAAGAAAUGAUCUCUGAACCAUACAAAAGACUGAAACAUAGUGCUAAUAUCGCUCGAACAUAUGUAACACAUAAGCGAGUGGUUAAACCUGUUUAAUCCCUGCAGAUCUGUACUUUAAUAAUCCUCUUAAGAAUGUAUAGUUUAUAUAGAUUUGUUUUUUAGAAUCAAUUUUACAAAAUAUAAAUCCAUACGAUCUAAUUAAAUAUUUUUCUUUUUAGUUAUCACGUACCUUAUUUAUGGCAAUUUAAAAUUCGCAUCACCAUUCUUGCAUCCAGUUUCGUUAAUUAUACAUUAUUAACUUAAUUAUUAUUAUUAUUAUCAUCCAAUGUACACGACAAGUAAUAUUUAUUAGCGACAUCAUGGUAGAGAGAUAUUUUCAUAUAUUAAUUUUAUAUAUUCUCAAAUGCACCCUUUAGGAGAAGAAGAGAAAAAAAAUGAAAAUUCGAUGCACUUUGUAUACGCUAUAUCUUAUUUAUAUUUUGAUGUAAUAGGUCAUAUUUUAUGCAAUAUUAUAGAUAUGCGAAAAACGUA